GGUUUAUAAAGCAAAUAGAUAAAGUUCAGCAUAAUUUUUGAAUUUGGAAUGUGUAACUUCAAUAAUGGCGUCGCAACAAAAACAAGUUUCUCGACGACAAAUCAAAGACUGGAGCAUAAACUUUAGGGGUUUACAAAGUAAAAAAGACUUAGCUUUGCCACCUGGAUUUUCAAACAAAGGGCAAGAUUCCGUCUCAACAGCUGAUGCUACAGAAGAAGACACAGAAACACUAAUUGUUAAGAGAUCAUGGGACAUAGCGCUAGCACCAAUCAAGCAGAUCCCAAUGAAUAUUUUCAUUAUGUGGAUGGCUGGUAACACUAUCUCAAUCUUCCCCAUUAUGAUGGUUGGGAUGUCAAUGUUUAGAUCAUUCCAGGCCUUCUUUCAAAUAUCUGCAACUUUUAAAAUGAUAGAAGGUAGUCAGGCAAAUUUACAAAAAUUUGUAUUUUUCCUGGGUAACAUCGCUGGAGUUGUGAUAGCUGUAUACAAAUGCCAAUCUAUGGGACUGCUACCAACACAUGCAUCUGAUUGGUUAGCCUUUGUGGAACCACAACGGAGGAUGGAGUUCUCCGGUGGUGGCGUAUCAUUAUCCUGAAGAAGUAUCAAGUGACUAUAAGAAUCUGCCGUAAAUGAUA
Molecule: messenger RNA, 632 nt
Organism: Owenia fusiformis
Lineage: Eukaryota; Metazoa; Annelida; Polychaeta; Sabellida; Oweniidae
Source: the annotation of a GenBank genome assembly